Messenger RNA from Anolis sagrei ordinatus, 509 nucleotides. RefSeq names its product ring finger protein 39 (gene RNF39). The record is from RefSeq and is a predicted model, not a curated record. NCBI's taxonomy places the organism in Eukaryota, Metazoa, Chordata, Lepidosauria, Squamata, Anolidae.
GUUUAGCUGGCUGUCAAAGCAGAGCAUGCAGCAUCUGGCGCAUACACAGACCAUGGAAGGCAAAGGGUUGGUGGCUGAGCUGCAGCGGGCGGCCACUUGCCCAGCCUGCCGGGGACACUUCAAAGACCCAGUUAUCCUGGACUGUGACCACAGCUACUGCAGAGCCUGUAUCACUCGCUAUUGGGAUGAAGCCACUGCAUCUGGGAGAGUGAUAUCUUGUCCUCAGUGCAAGAAGGUUUUCGAGAGGAAGAACCUCCGGACCAACGUCAAGCUGGCCGUGGAGGUCAAGAUCACGCAGCACCUCAAUGCCAAGACAGCAGAGGUGCCCCUUGCACCGAAGCUCAGGAGGCGACGUGGAUGGUGGACCCCGGCUGCCAGCCUUCAGAAGGAAAAGGAAGGCAUCAGAGAAGUUUGCAGAUGCUAGUGUGAUGCCAGCUGCCUCUGCUACGCUUUCUCAUGUUGACAUCCCGGAAACUCAGCCUAGUCCCCCUCUCAAUGGUCCCUGGUUU